GUGUCUGCACUGGGGAGGAGAAAUUGUGUUCCCGACCAAACACAACUGCUCUCAUGCAAAAUUCAGUAGUGCAUCUGUAACAAAAAGAUGGAUUUGGAAUCACAUUCCACUCUAAAUGUGAUGAACAGAGUUUCAGCCAGCGUCACACAAGCCUUUGCCUUUGGCUGUGGAAGACAGAGAUUACGAGGCUGGGCUGCUUGGGGAGACAAAAUACAAACAUCACCAGCAGCGUGAGGUCAGCUGUGGUAUGUGCUGGGCACUCCCAGUCUCAGUUACCUUCCUCAUCUUGAAAGCAGAUUGUGACCUGGAACAAGUCCAGCAAGGCUCUGGACUGAAAUUGGACAGAAAUAGGUGAAUUAAAUGGUGAAUGCACCAUAAUUAAAUUGAAUCAUUCACAGUUAAUGUGAUAAUAUUAGCAAAAUGCAUUACAUGGACAGUCCCCUUCAGUUAGUUCCUGUUGGCAUGGAAGGUUUUAAAAAUUAAAUCAGAAGAGAUUUGUUAUCAUGUCAUGCAUAAAUUAUACAUGAAAAUACAUUCUUCUGAACAAACACAUUUAUAUUAAGUAGCCAUAACAGUACAAUAAUACUGUCACGUUGGAGGCUUAACUUUGUUGGCUUAAAUUUAGAAUUUAGCCUGUGCAGUGUUUCCACACAAACCCUGCUCUUGUGGAAACAGCUGUUUAUGCACAGUGUAGUAUGAUGCACCUGUAGCUACAGGGAUUCUACUAAGUGUAGCUGCAGUCUUGCUCCUGUUAUGGUAACCUCACACUGUUUGUUCGUGCGGGGAGGCAACUGCUAAGAGAACGUUCUCUUUUUGCAAUUGCCGUUUCCAAGCUUUCAUGUUUUUUGAGGAAGGUGUGACUCGGGUGCAUCCCGCAGCCCCAGAACCGGCUGCUGAUGCAAGCCAACUCCAUGCUGGUUGGUUGUCGGAAGUCUAUCCCGUGCUGGGGGCGUGGGGGUGCUGACUUCUCAGCUCUGAAUACGUGAGGUUGGUAACGCGGCUCGAAGUCCGGGUGAGACCCUUUCCCCCGUGGCGGCCGAGCUGGCCUAAGCGGCGAUGGCAGCUCUCGCCGGCCCCCUGCCUGGGGCGGGGUGGCCCGGGCUCCCUCCCUUUCCCGGUGGCGACCCCGCGCCGAGAUUGCUGUGGCGACGGGCGUGGCCAAGCCGCGAGGGGGCGCUGUCAGCCGCGCUGGGACGCGACCAUCGUGGCGGUGCGUGCGGGGGGUGAAACUGAAAGUGAAGGGCUUCGGCCGCGAUGAGGCGGGGUCGAGCUUGUGCCCGGCCUUCCUGGGCCCUAGCCUACUCCUGCGCUGUUCGCCGGCUCUGUCCCAUGAGCGCUUGAGCUGCCCCAGUCUGAGCAUGUCGGAGAGUUUCGACCGAGCUCCAGGUGCCGGCCGGAGCCGGGGCCGGGGCCGAGGAGCUGCCGCUCCCUUCGGCGGCGCGGAUGCGUCGGAGAGCGGCGCUGGGGCCCGCCUCGGGGGCAACGGUUCCUACAGCUCAGGCUCGUUCGAGGAGCAGCAGCACCAAACGGGCGGCCUCUUCCCGCAGCAGGAACCAUUGCGGCCUCCGAAGACGGCGCCGCUAGGCACCGGAAUCGCAGAUCACCUUCAACAGAUGGGAAUUGCAUCUGAAUCACAAGAUAAAGUUUCAAUUCCUGAUUCGGGACCAGAAAUGGCUGAACCUCAGGUGGCUGUGGUUCCUGUGGUAACAUCAAAAUUGUCUGUUAAAGCACCUGAGUUUUAUCCACCAGGAUACAACCAGAACUUCGAUCAGAACUUUGCAGAUUCUUCCUUUGAAGAUAGAGACGAUGGCUAUCUGACUUUGGCAGAAUACAUACAAGACUUUCUAAAUCACCUCACCGAGCAACCAGGUUGUUUUGAAACUGAAAUAGAGCAGUUUGCCGAAACGCUUAAUGUCUGGGUCACUGCAGACGAAGCUUUACAAGAACUCGUUGAACUCAUCUAUCAGCAGGCCACAUCUGUCCCAAAUUUUUCCUACAUGGGAGCUCGGCUGUGUAACUACCUAUCUCACCAUCUAACCAUUAGUCCACAAAGUGGGAACUUCCGACAGUUGUUACUUCAAAGGUGUCGAACUGAGUAUGAAAACAGAGAUGAAGCUACUAAAGGAGAUGAGACUACUCAAAAACAAUUUCAUGCCUUUGUGCUGUUCUUAGCUGAACUUUACCUUAACCUAGAGAUUAAAGGAAUUAAGGGGCAGGUAAUGCGAGCAGAAAUUCUUCAGGAAGGCCUUCGGGAAUUACUAAAUGCACUCUUCUCUAAUCCUGUGGACAGUAAUCUGAUAUGUGCUGUGAAACUGCUGAAGUUGACAGGCUCAGUUUUAGAAGAUGCCUGGAAAGAAAAAGGAAAGAAUGAUAUGGAGGAAAUGAUUCAGAGAAUUGAAAAUGUUGUGUUGGAUGCAAACUGUAGCAGAGACGUGAAACAUAUGCUUCUGAAACUAGUAGAACUGCGAUCAAGUAACUGGGGUAGAGUUCAUGGAACUUCUUCACAUACAGAGGCUACACCUGAAAAUGACCCAAACUAUUUUAUGAAUGAGCCAACAUUUUACACUUCUGAUGGUGUUCCUUUCACUGCAGCAGAUCCAGAUUACCAAGAAAAAUACCAAGAGCUGCUUGAAAGAGAGGAUUUUUUUCCAGAUUAUGAAGAAAAUGACACAGAUUUAUCAGGACCUGGAGAUCAAUAUUUUGAUGACAUUGAUGACGAGAUGGAUCCAGAAAUUGAAGAAGCGUUUGAAAAAUUCUGUCUAGAAUCAGAAGAUAAGAGAAAACAGUGAGAUGUUACAUAUUAAUGUUAGUUUAUUAAGCCACUUUAGGUAUGGUUAGAGUACAGGGGGAUAUAAAACAUUUGUACCAAAAUAAGAAACUUGAGUUUCUCCAAGUAUAAAGUUACACAAUUUCCAUUUUGUUUAAGAGAAUCUGCCAAAAAUUGUAAACUUAUGACCUGUAACUUAAAAUGUUGUGUAUAUAUCAUAGUUUAUUUUAUGUACAGGUAUCUGAACAAUGUUUUGGCUGCAAUAAAAAAUGAUUUAAAAAUUAUAAUUGAAAUUAAAAUGUAAUGGUGAGCUGUCCCAUAAAAUUUACAUUGAAAGGGGAAGAAUAAAUCGAUCUAAAUUUAAUUGCUUGCUUGUUUUAGUACAUAUUGAGAUUUACUCAUCCUUUUUACCAUAUACAAGACAUCUGGUGGUUUUUUUUUUUUUUUGCUAAGGAGACUGUAAUCCAAAUACAGACUUUUUUUCCCCCCCAUAGAUCACAGUCAUGAGGAGUGGUUUGUGAAGAUUUUGUGUGGGGUUUUUUUGUUUAUUUCAUUUUUCUUCCUCUUUCAAAACUCAUAUGGGUGAGAUCCGGACUUUUUUUCUGGAAUAAACAUGUCAUAUGUUGAUAUGUGAAAAAGCAAGCAGUAUUUGGAAGUUGGGUGCUUUCAAGGUCUUUGGUUCAGAUAAGCUUAUUUUCAACAAGCAAAGACUAUCUUUUAAUUUGUUGUGUUCUUCAAGGCUUUAUGAAUAUAGUUACGUUGUAACCCAUGCUUCUCAAGACUAUGUGCUGUGCUUGAUUUUUUUUUUUAAAUGUAUCUAAUGUGUCUAAUCUUCUGGCAACCCUUGUAACUUUGUCCAUUCUUCUAAUUUUAUGUAGUUUAAUUUUGCAGUUGGAGUAAAUUCAUAUAUUCCAUAAAUGCUAAUAUUCUGAAUCCAGCUACUCUCUUUUGACUCCAUAUAAUCAUGUUAGUUUUCCUAGGAUACUUUAUUGUUGUUUUAGCCAAAUUCAGUUGUACUGUUUCCUGUUAUUGGUUAGACUGAGUAGAACCCCUUACCAAAACCAAACAGAACUAUUUCCCAAAAGUUAGCUACUGUAAAGAACAAGUUGUAAAUAUGCAUGUAAAUAAUUCUGUUAAUAUUUCACUGUUUUUGUUUGGUUAAAUAACUUGUGCAUCUGCUAAAAUAGAGCGAGCACUGACUGUUUUCUGGGUGUUUAUUUAACAUAGUUAUUUAGGUUUGCAUUUUGGAAAAUAAAACUUAACUAGUUUUGUUUCCUUUGGUAUAAUUUC
Molecule: messenger RNA, 4057 nt
Organism: Grus americana (Whooping crane)
Lineage: Eukaryota; Metazoa; Chordata; Aves; Gruiformes; Gruidae
Gene: PAIP1
Product: poly(A) binding protein interacting protein 1
Exons: 12
Coding region: 1359-2789 (476 amino acids)
Biological process (GO): regulation of translational initiation
Molecular function (GO): RNA binding; protein binding; translation activator activity
Source: RefSeq, a predicted model, not a curated record